UUGAUUCAAUAGUUUGUAUUAUUGUUUGCCAUCAAAAUGAUUAUGAGAAACACAUCAAUGACUACCAGUUCUUCAAUGGUAACGGAUCCCCACAAACGGCUUCUCAUACGCAACCAAUUGGUUUUAAUCUUACACUGCAAACAAUGUCGUAACCCUUUUUGUUCACAAGACAACUGUCUGACAAUGAAACAAGUGAUCCAACACUUGACCACUUGUACGACAGUCAAGUUAUGUCCGAUAACUCAUUGUGUGAGUACUCGACAGAUACUAAGCCAUUGGUAUCAAUGCUUCCGAAGUGAACGUUCGUGUGACGUCUGUUCGCCAUUUAAAGAGCAGAUCCAAUGGCAACGGAAGAUGGAGUUCAAUCAAGAGCAAUCAGUCAUCAAAAGAGAGGCGACAUCCGAUGCUGAGACCACUGAUGACAAUGGAUAUUGGCAUCAGUGGGUCACACCUAAUGUGCGCUACAAUAUGAUAGACAAAUUAGUACACACAUUGGUUACCAAUUCAAACACCGAUAACUUGGAGGACAUGACUGUACGCAAUGUCUUUUCUUAUUGUUUUGCUUUGGAGGCCGAUAUCUAUAACAAGGCUCAGAGUUUGGUUCAAUACCAUCACAUGUUUGGUCAAAAACGUGUCCAAAUUGAGACAAAUGGCGUACAAUUGGAUCAAUUAAAUGACUGGUUUAAUACACUCAUCAAUGAUUUGACUACAGGUUCUGAUUGUUUCAGUUUGAACUCAAAUGUUAAGCAAGAAGUCAAUGAUGAACAUGAAGUCAAUUGA
Messenger RNA from Oppia nitens, 780 nucleotides. Its product is annotated as histone lysine acetyltransferase CREBBP-like. Gene Ontology annotation, cellular component: transcription regulator complex; histone acetyltransferase complex. Gene Ontology annotation, biological process: positive regulation of transcription by RNA polymerase II. Gene Ontology annotation, molecular function: histone acetyltransferase activity; chromatin DNA binding; transcription coactivator activity. The transcript has 3 exons. The record is from RefSeq and is a predicted model, not a curated record. Bases 37 to 780 code for a protein of 247 amino acids. NCBI's taxonomy places the organism in Eukaryota, Metazoa, Arthropoda, Arachnida, Sarcoptiformes, Oppiidae.